AUGGCAUCGCACUGGAUCCCGCCUGAUAUAACGACUGUGUGCACAGAAGCUUUGGCGCCCUUAACGCAAUGUACACAAGGAACCUUCAUGUAUUUGGCUCUCGUUACCCAACUGUUUGGCAAAUCUCUCGACAUUCCGACGAACCCGUACAGGACGAUAACCGAGCCGAUCGUCCCGGAACCGAUCUAUCGGCCGUACGAGCUCGAGAAUUAUAAAGGGGAUGAAUAUUUAGAAGAAGACUUUAAGCCGCAGCGCAGCAGAUUCCGAAAUUUCCUCGCGCCGAUUUUCAAUUUCGAUAAUUUUCGACACAGUUUCCUGGAUCCGGAAUCCGCGUAUUCGGAGAAGGUGACGGUUAAAGAAGAGAAGAAGGAGAGGAAAAGAACAAGAAGCAAGAGACAGGCGGACGAAUAUGACUUUAUCAUUGUGGGAGCCGGCUCAGCGGGAUGUGUGAUCGCUAACAGAUUAUCUGAGGUGAAAAAAUGGAAGAUACUUUUACUGGAAGCGGGUCCAGAGGAACCGGAAGUGACCAGCGUGCCUUCACUGGCUCCUCUUCUCGGAAGGUCCAGCAUCGAUUGGCUUUAUAACACUCAACCCGAAGAGUUGUCCUGCCGAUCACAGAGAGGAGGAACCUGUGCUUGGAUAAGGGGUAAAACCAUGGGCGGUUCGAGUGCAGUGAAUUACAUGGUGUACAUGAGGGGACACCGACGUGACUACGACCACUGGGCCGAAUUGGGAAAUGUGGGCUGGAGCUAUCGAGAGGUCCUGCCGUAUUUCAAGAAAUCCGAAAACAAUAGAGAUAUCGAGUCCCAUGAUAAAUUCUAUCAUUCCGUCAGGGGACCGCUAAAUGUCGAGAGAUUUCCGUAUACCGAUGUGAAUACUAUUAUGUUGGUGGAAGGAUUCAAAGAAACUGGGUUGCCUAUAGUCGACUUGAAUCGUGAGAGCAAUUUCGGGACAGAUAUCGCUCAAUCUACAUCAAUCGAUGGACGUAGGGUGUCCACAAAUGAGGCUUUUAUAAGACCAAUACGUUAUAAGCGGCCAAAUAUUCAUAUAGUCACCGAAGCGUUUGUCACUAAACUUAUUAUUGAUCCGCAUAAAAAGACUGUUAUUGGAGUUAAAUAUCAUAAACAUGGAGAAAUAUUCGACGUGUACGCCAAAAAGGAGGUGAUUGUCAGCAGUGGGGCCUUAAAUUCCCCAAAAUUACUGAUGUUGUCAGGUAUCGGACCCAAAGAACAUUUGGAACAGUUAGGUAUACCAGUCAUAUCUAAUUUGAAAGUUGGAUAUAAUUUACAAGACCACGUCACUACCGAUGGUCUUAUAUUAUCCCUUUCUAAUUUGACUUCUACUCGUGUGAAUUCUGAAGAAGUUUUGAAAGAAGUUACUGAAUAUCGCCAACAGGAACCAAAGAAAAAUGGACCUCUAUCAACAACAUCUACUCUGAAUUCCGUCGCCUUUAUAAAAACAAAAUUUGCUGAAGAACAAGCUCCAGAUGUUCAAUUCCAUUUUGACAGUAGAAAUGUUGAAGAGUUUUACGCAGAUCCAACCUCGUAUAGAGCAGCAAGCGUGUUACCGCUAUCAUUUUAUGAUGGGAUUGCUGCUAGGCCUUUGCUACUGAAACCUAAAAGCAGAGGAUUUAUAUUACUAAAUCAUACUGACCCCGUCUUUGGUCCGCCGUUGAUAUAUUCGCGAUUCUUUACAGUGAAAGAAGACAUGGAUGUUUUAGUCGAAGGUGCAAAGUAUGUAGUAAGCUUGGAAGAAACGGAAGCGUUCAAACGAAGUGGUGCCAAGUUUGUAAAAGUACCGGUCGGUUCGUGUUCAGCACAUAUUUGGGGAACAUACGAGUAUUUCGCCUGUCUUUACAUGGAGUACACUUCAACAAUUUACCAUCCAGUGGGGACAUGCAAAAUGGGACCAAUAUGGGAUAAAACUGCUGUAGUCGACCCCAGGUUGAAGGUUUAUGGCGUGAAAAGGCUAAGAGUAGUAGAUGCUUCAAUAAUGCCUUUUAUUGUACGAGGCAAUACCAACGCCCCAGUUAUAAUGAUCGCAGAAAAGGCAUCUGAUAUGAUAAAACAAGAUUGGAUUAGUUAAUUUACACUAUUUGAGCACUUAAUUUUAUAUAAUAAAAUAGUUUAUAAAAUUCAAACGAAUUAAAUUAACAAAAGACGCAAUGAAUGCAAAACGCAGCAGUGCCUAAUGAAUUACUUUUAUACCAAAGAAAAGCUAAGUUAAAACGUUUGCCUUGCUAAAGCGCUACCAACUGAACUUUUGCCUUCGAGUAUUUGUAAAAAUAAUGAACACUUGAAUUCUACAUUCAUUUUAAGUGCAGCAAGUAAAACAAGAAAGUUUCAAACAAAGACCAACAGAAUAUCUUGCGCUGAAUCAUCCACACAGAAGACAUUGCGAGUGUGGCCAGUAAAAUAAAUCAAAAACGCCUUCAUA
Molecule: messenger RNA, 2436 nt
Organism: Aricia agestis (brown argus)
Lineage: Eukaryota; Metazoa; Arthropoda; Insecta; Lepidoptera; Lycaenidae
Product: glucose dehydrogenase [FAD, quinone]-like
Exons: 4
Coding region: 1-2085 (694 amino acids)
Molecular function (GO): oxidoreductase activity, acting on CH-OH group of donors; flavin adenine dinucleotide binding
Source: RefSeq, a predicted model, not a curated record